Molecule: messenger RNA, 3684 nt
Organism: Paramuricea clavata
Lineage: Eukaryota; Metazoa; Cnidaria; Anthozoa; Malacalcyonacea; Plexauridae
Source: the annotation of a GenBank genome assembly
AUGAGUUUUCUUGCCAAAAUAUUUGGCGGCGGCAGAGCCCGGAAACAGCAAGGACCUUCCCCUCAAGAAGCGAUUCAGAGAUUACGAACCAUGGAAGAAAUGCUUCAGAAAAAAAGCGAGCAUUUGGAGAAGAAAAUUGAUCAAGAAUUAAAAAUUGCGAAGUCGAGCAAAAAUAAGCAUGGUGAGUUCACUUUGUUUUGUGGAAGUUUUAGAAGUAGAUGGUUGUAUAAAUUCUUUACUGUAAAAUUUGUCUGAAUGUUAUCAUAUUACUCAUAUAUUCCUAGAAGCAAAUUUGGGGUUCCAAGAAAGUAGUUUCUUAACAUGACAUUGUUAAUAACAUAUUAACGUGUGUAAAAUGCGGGUAUAUUUAUAAACCUUGCAGCUAAUACUAAUACAGUAAUAGUAAUUUUUAAGAAAUUAUUCUUACAGUACAGUAUUAAAAGAUUUCCCAGCGGCCGGUUGUAUCAACUCCGUUUAGCUUAGACGGUGGAUAUUAAACUCAAAAUUAAAUAACACUAUUAUAUAUCUUGUGAAUCAGUCAACUUAAAUAUUGUGCACUGAAUAUGUAGUUGUAUACAUUAUUGUUCUAUUAAAGUUCAAAACUUUUAGUUUGGUUGUUGAAUGAAUCUAUAGACUUGCUUUCUAUUUUGAGCUUGAAGCCUGAAGGUGAUGUAAAGUCUGUAAUGUAAACAAACGCUUUGUUUACAUUUUGAACUCAGUGCUACAGUUGUAAAAUAUAAUUAGAUAUAUAUUAUACUGAAAUUUUAACACUCUUCUGGUUUGCUAUCAUGCUAUGCUUGUAAAUUAAUACAGACUAGAAAUUUAAUUCAAGAAAGUUUGGAAGGUGUGAAAUAUUAACAACAUUCCAAUGGUCGGGUCCUGACCAUUGGAAUGUAGGCCUGCUAAGAACAUAUGCACAGAACAGACUUUACAUCACCUUUAACCACCGUUUAAGCUAAACUGGCUUGAUACAACCGGCCCCAGAAAACUAUCCUAAAAAAUUAUCAAAAUAGUGAUUUUGAUAUAUAAUUUCCAUCAGUCCUUUCAAUCCCUUCACACUAUAUCCUAAAUCCUGCCUCUGCAGCAAGGCCGGAUUUUGAGGUGUGUGGAGGUGCACACCUACCCUGAGAUCAUUUUGCACCAUCCUUGAGAUUUUUUUGCACCUCCUCUGAAAAUUCAUGCAUGUCCCCUUGAAAGUUGAAACAAGUCAAAUGAUAGAUCAGUAAAAAUUUGUUGAAGAAGUGAUAACGAAUCAUCUCGGAGUUCAUUACCCUUACAAUGCAAUGUUUUUUAAGAAACUUUGUAAUGAGGGGCAAAUUGGACGAGUUGCAUCGUAAUAAUUCAUGCAUACAUUAACAGCUAGAUUUGUACCCUGUGCAGUGGUGAUUGACCAGAAAUUACAAUUAUUCAUGCGAUUUUACCAUACCAAUUUUACCAUACCAAUUUUAUAAUGACACAAAGGUGAUGUCAUUCAUUUCAUUUUGAUAAUUUGCAUAGUAAAUUAGUAAUGUGUUACUGCAACAAAAGUUUGUUAAAACUGUUCAUAAAUUACAUGCUUCAGACAUUAAUUUUGUUGCGGCAACGUAUUGCAUUAAAAUGCAGCAGGUAUCAGCAGCAUAUUUUCUCAAUAGUUGGUUUUACACAAUCGGAAAUACGGAUAAUUCUACCCAUUCCGAUUGUCUACUGAUAAGGGAAAAAUUGGCGCAAUUCCAAUGCCGAUUAUCGGUCAAUCACGACUGUACAUUACAUGCCUAUGUCACAUAAUUUACUUCAGGGGGCUACAUUCUGAGCGCUAACAUCCCAGUGAGGUUGUCAGCCAGACUGCCGCACCUCCUCUUAAAUAUUUUCAAAUACCCCCCCCCCCAGCAUUAAAUCUGGCCUUCUUCCACAGGCUCUCUCAUUUGACAUUCUAAAUCAAGUCUUCUGCUUUUCUAAUGUAGGGGACAGCACCUCACAAAUAAAAGAAAAGUACUUUUUGUCAUGCCGAGGUUAUCUAUCCAUAACCUGUCGUCUGUCCAUGAAGGCAUCAUUCUUUCCCAAAAAUAGCCCUGGCCUCUGGUUGGUUCGACCCAAAAUUGUCUUUCUACCGCUGCUUUAAAACAAUUAAGCAUGGCAAUAUGACGUUUCUUAUUCAUAAGAUAUCAUAAAAUUGUUUGGUGCAUUCUUUUCGAUGUUUUGGUACGUUCUUUUGUCUUUUCUAGGUACUGACUUAUCAAAAUAGCUAUGGCAGAAAUAUCCGCCAUAUCUAUUUCUUGAAAGAACUCGAUCCACAGAUCCCCUACCACACUAUAUGCAGUUUCUCAACUUUAACAAUUUUGCUAACCAAUAGGGGCUAAUUUCCACUCAGGAAAAUUAUCUGUGGAUUGGAACGGACAAAAAAAAUUUCUUUGUGUUAAAGUCAUUAGUUCCAACCCAGAACUCACAAGACAAAGAAAAAUUUUCUUGCCCGUUCCAAUCCACAGAGUAAUUUUCCUGAGUGGAAAUUAGUCUUAAGUGUGAACACUUCCGAAAAAGCGAUCCGAAUCGAUUCGAAAUCGAAUUAACUGGAUAGAUCUACGACCGAGCUCAGUUUGAACGGGCUCUCUGCCAGUAAAUUCCAGGCAACUGCUCCGCUAAACUAUUUUAAGAAAAUUAGUGUUUGGUUUUCACUUUUGGAAUGCAUAAAUUCACAUGGCUAUACCUUAAAGUUUACACAUUGUAAUCUAAUAGAUACAUAGGGCAUUGUAUGCCUUAUUUAAACACCACCUAUAUGCUCUAAAGGUUGCCAACCUAUAAUUUAUCUAAAAUUUCGUCUAACCGUAUGUCAUAGCCAGAUCGCAUGUGAUUAUCAGUCCAGCUUGAUUCUGUGUGCGCUGGAGUUCUGGCGGAGCUCCGGCGUUUUUUGGUCAGCCGGAGUUGGAGUUGCGUUCCUUUCACCCAGCUGCGGCUGGAAAGUCUAAAUGCUAAGAAAUGUGACAAUUUAUUACAAAUAAUGGCAACAUUGAAUACGUUGAAAGUACAUAUAAUCUGAAGUCAUAUAUCUGUUGUGUCAAACCAUUUCGCCAUUUUCGGCUACUGCAAACGGCCACUAAAUUGCAAUAAGUCAUUAUGCCUGUGAUCAUAUGAUAGGAAAAGUUGUAAAUCGCAAACGUCAUGAUUUGACACGUUGCAUCACAUCAUCUUAUCUUGGGGACAAAGUCGAGCCAAAUAAUAUGGGCCAUUAUACGGUUAAAGACUUUGUCCCUGAGUUGUAUAAAGUAGCGGAGCCGGUGAUGGAGCUGAAUAACUGGAGUUUGCGCAGCACUACAGUAACGGAGUUGUAGCAAGGGCAUGCAGGGCUUCUCUUGACUCUCACAGUCAUGACUUUAGUGUCAUGUCGUGUAUACUUAUUAACCAUUAGUGUCAUUCAUAUUAUUUACAGGUGACCUAAAACUUCUGGACAUGCAGUACUGUAUUUAAGAUGUUGUGCACUAAAUACAACAGAAAAGUGCUUGUAUUUGAUUUGAUAUCGGUAUUUAAAUUUUGCUUUAAAGGCGCCUUAAGUGCAUUAGAAAGAGUGGAGAAACUGGAGAAAGAACUUGCAUAUAUUGAUGAAAAGCUUUCAAACAUUGAAAUCCAACAACAAGAACUGGAACAUGCAAACAUAGAAACUGAAUAUUUGAAGAGUGUUAAGUAUGCCGCAAGUGCACUUAAACAGGCUCAAUG